Messenger RNA from Medioppia subpectinata, 807 nucleotides. Lineage: Eukaryota; Metazoa; Arthropoda; Arachnida; Sarcoptiformes; Oppiidae. The record is from the annotation of a GenBank genome assembly.
AUGUUCACGAGCGCGCAGUGCGGCCAUUGGUCUACUCCUGUGACGUCACUCUCCUCUGCUGUUUGUUUGCGAAUAAAGCGAACGGUUAUUGUUGUGAACGCGAGACAAGAGCUCACAUCUCAGCGAAACUCAGUUCUGGUCUUUGUGUCCAAAAUGCGAUUAGAGGUCGAAAGCGCGGCCAACUUCCUCUCCGACCUCCUGAGGGUGCACCAGAGCUGUCCCUCCGCGCCCCUAUUGGAGCGCUUCCGCCUCACCAUAAUCGACCACUUGGUCGCCCUCUACGUCGACCACUGGUUCCCCGACCGCCCGAACAAGGGCUCCGCCUAUCGCUGUCUCCGCAUCAACCACAAGAUGGACCCCACGCUCGCCGCCGCCGGCCGUCUCUGCGGAUUGAAUGACGCGGUAUUAAGAAUGCUCUUCCCCAAUGAGCUCACCCUCUGGAUCGACCCGCAGGAGGUGUCGUACAGGAUCGGCGAGAACGGCUCCAUCUGCGUCAUCUACGAGCCAUUGAAUACACUCUCGCCGUCGCCCACGCCCUCGCACUUCACCUCCUCGUCCUCCCAGUCCUCCUCCAUGGCGUCGUCGCCGUCUUCGUCGCCCAAUUGGUUCCAAGCGAUGGACAGCUCGUCGUCGCAGAGACGACAGCAGACGUCGCAGAAGACGUCCUUCUAUUUGAACUCAUUUCCUGUCCCCCCCUCUGCCCCCCCUGAGAGCCACAAAGAGCUCUUCCCUGAUUGGCUGCUCAGCCAUCAACAGAUGACUGACGCCAACAAAGAGCCCUUUAAGCGUCACGUGACCAUUGAUUGA